AUGGAAGAUGUAACAAAUACUGCUUUAACCAUCUCCCACAUCAUUCAGCGUGGCCGCCCCCUCACGGCCGCCUCACCUCUCGUCGCCGCCCGUCCUAUCUUCAUCUCAAAGCCCCAAAAGAAUCCUGGCCAUGACAAUCGGAAGAAACCCUCUUCUGCUACCCUGCAAGAUCCUAACCCUAAGACGCUCGAACCUUUGAAUCAGCCGACCACCCUCGUCGGAGCUCUUACACUGCCCUCUUUCUUUGAGCUUACCUCACCGAUCAAGUGCAGUUGCUUUCAGUUUUCUGAUUAUUCCGCUACCAUUUGCUGUGAUGUCUUGGACUUCGACCCAAUAAUGAUUGGCAGAGAGAUUAAGGUCCUCGCUUGGAAUUUUAUUCCUCUGAAAUGUGAUAAUAAGGGUGUCAAGAGUGGGUUUCUGGAGAUUAUUUCCUGGGAUUUUCUCCAAGCAUGGACUGGGGAAGUUUGUUGUUAUCCGAAUUUGGGUCCGUGUUACUUAAAUUUUGGAGCUUGUGACGUUAAGGAUAAAAUCAAAACUAGCUGUUUGAUUUUUGGUGCUAUUGAGUCCAUAAGUCCUGUAUUUGUUGUUCCUUGCACAAAUGGGGAGAGUAGUUCGAAAAAUGUUAGUGGGUUUCUUGUUAGUCUUCUUACCUGUCAGUGCGAAUUUUGUGCUUCGAAAUUUCUGGUACGGCAACUGAAAGAUCUGAGUGAGAUUAAUGUCAAAGACCAUUAUUUUAGUAAGACAGCGAUUGCGUACUUUUGUGGCUCGACAUCAUCAUGGCAUCCCAUGAUGUCACGGUUUAUUGGCAACAUAGUUCUUUUAAUGGGUUUAAAGAAAAGACUGGUUUAUAUAAAGAAAGAAGAGUCUCAACUGAUGCACGUAACAACAGAUGAAACAUCAUUGCACAUUGCUAUGGUCAAGGUUCAAGGUCGCAUUCACAAUGCAAAAAUCAGAAGAAAUGCUGAAUUUGGUAACUAUACUGGGGUCAUUACUGGUAUUUACAUGAAGGGAGUGGUUGUUGAGUUAGAUCGAGAUGUUAUAUUAUUAUUAACAGAUCAGCAUAUCAAUGUGCCACACAGUGUCAGACUUGGUGCAAUUGCAAAGGGCUUCAGACUAGUCAUAGAAGGCAUGCCCCCAAAGCUGGUUGACUUGGAUUCAACCAUAUAUCAGCCUUUAUCUUGCCGAAGUAUUUUUAGUAAUGCGCUACCCCUAAAAAGGAUGAAGUUGUCGAUCUAUCUAUGUAACUGUUUGAUUGAUGAAGACUCUAGAGGCCAUUCUGUUUUCUUUGAAUUGACUGAGAAGUCCCAGAAGCUUGAAAAUGCAAAAUUUCACUUGCUUUUGUUGACACACAAAUUUCCUAUUAAGCAAAAGUUUCAAGGAGAUCUAGCAAAGGGGUCCAACAUGUUUGCUCAGGCAAUCAUCUUGCCCUGGGAUUUGCUUCUUCAUGGGGCAAGUAGAGAUACGGUCAUGAUCGCGGCUCCCUCAGAAUAUAGUAAGGUUUCUGUAGAAAGCAUAGCCAGACAUGAGAACCAUCUUGUACAUAAGAGAAGAAAACCUGAGCAAAUUCCAAUUAAGGUUUCCAAUGGUGGUCUGAAUGAUGCUCGGAAUGGAAUAAGUGAUUCCUGUAGUUCUUGCAGCAACCCUUGCGUUUGGAAUAAUCCACUAGAACUGCCUUGUGUAGUUGCCACUAAAGGUGUAAGUAGUUAUUGCACGGGUAUGCUUUUUUGUGCUAAUGAGCUUACUGAGAUUGUUUGUGUCUGCAAACUACCAAUGAGGAAGGUAUUACUGGAAUUCGACCCUGAUAGCUUUAGCCGAUACGAGGUGUCCAAAAUUGGUCGUUGUUACCUAGUUUCACAUCAAGAUGGAGACAUGUUAUGUUCUAUAAAAGAAAAUUAUCAAGUCAGCCGUGCUAAAGUUAACAUUAGUUCUGGUACCAUUCUCAGAAGUAUUUCGUUCUCAUCAAUCGAAAGUCUCCAUAGUUCUCAUCUCUCCAAUGCAUUUCCAUGUCCGCCUAAUAAUGAUGUGGACAGUAAGAUUCAUUCAGAAAUUAGCGUGUUUGUCCCUUCCAGUGCUCUAAAUUUACUGGAGAGUUUCACUAAGGCAUGGGAGAGGGGUCCUUCUGGGCGAAAUUACUCUCUCGAGGAAGUUGACAUCCUUGACCCUGUUCAGCCUGUGAUAGAUGCAUCCAUGCAGUCUUUAAGCAUUUCAUGUUCUAAUUGCAAUUUGCCCGAAGGAAACCUAAUAACUUUACACGGUCUUGUAGUUGCUUUGCAUGAAUGUAAUGAUGAUGCUUUUCCUGCACAACCUAAGCCUAUCAUAGCUGGUGAAGGUUAUUUACCGAUGUUUCACAAUGGGAAUGGUGGUGGUGUAUGUGUGCAUGUUUUGGUGGACAGUCGAAUGGCCAGAAUCAUCUGUGAUGUAGGUAAACAAACUUUCCCUGUUGGCUUAGGCAGGGAUACUUAUGCAACCUUUCACCGGAUCCUUGUAGUAAGUGGGCAGGACAAGUAUAUGAUGACCCCUGUAUCUUUCAUCACGAUCAACAACACAUCCUUGAUGAAUAAAAUACUCGCUGACGAGGAAUAUGAUGCCUGUACACCUGCUGUAGGCUUAACUGGUAGAACUAUUCCGGAAGUCAUUCCCAUAUCACUAAUCUGUGAUGCAUUCCAAUGGUUAGAGCCUAAAGUGAUGCAAUUUCAUUGCAGGGUUGUAGCUGUUUAUACACUUCUAGUAGAGAAAGCUGGAACAAGUGCAGUUUCUCAAUCAAGUGCAACCUCUGAACAAUCUGCUUUGGGGAUACCAUUUGCUGGUUUUGUCAUAGAUGAUGGGUCAUCCUGCUGCUGCUGUUGGGCUGACUCUGAGAUGGCUGCAAUCUUACUUGGGUUGGAGCCCAAAGAGCAUUUACUUCAAGAUUCAGCAGAAACUUUGGGGGUAUCCAAAUCUGGCACGGGCCCACAAUGCAGCUCCACUAUAAACCAACUCAACCAGAUGUUAGAGAAGCAUGGCAGAAUUGUGGUGAAAAAUUAUGGGUCCUUGUUUGAUUCUUCGUGCCAAGACCUUUCAUUUUCUGUUGGUUCGGAUGGAUUAAUUGUUAGCUCGGAUGAAGACCUUCUUAGAAGCUUGAUUGCUGAUGCUAUUUCUAGUGUGUCUUGGACUAUUGAUGGCAACCUCAUGGAUGCAAAACUUUGUAGCUGGUUGCAAGAGCACUUGACUAAAGUGGAUAUGGCGGUUCCAACACUGCUGAAUAUAUGGGCGACAAAUGUUGGUCACACGGACGUGCUUGAAGAAGCUAGGAACAUCAUUCGAGGGUUCAAACUAUGA
Messenger RNA from Striga hermonthica, 3318 nucleotides. The record is from the annotation of a GenBank genome assembly. NCBI's taxonomy places the organism in Eukaryota, Viridiplantae, Streptophyta, Magnoliopsida, Lamiales, Orobanchaceae.